Didymodactylos carnosus is the source of this 753-nucleotide messenger RNA. The record is from the annotation of a GenBank genome assembly. NCBI's taxonomy places the organism in Eukaryota, Metazoa, Rotifera, Eurotatoria, Philodinida, Philodinidae.
AUGUUUGCGCACUAUUACGUGCUGGAUUUUCCCGAAGAUAUGUUGCUAAACAUAUCUCGACACACCAAGUUUGGUGUGUCGAGACAAUGUGUUCAAAAUGUUUCUAAGAAGCAAAAACAGAAGAUUGGAGUAGUUAACCGUCCGGAUCAAGGUAGUGACCGUGCUACAACCAAAAGAGAAGACCGUCGAUUAUUCACUUUAUGUAAAGAAGGCCGUUAUAAAACUAGUCGGAAAUUGGCUUCUGAGUGGGUUUUGCCGAAUGUGCCGGUCGUUACACCGCGUACGGUACGGAAUCGGUUGGUUGAGGCGGGUUACAGGAGCUACGUUACGAAACGAAAGCCGUUUCGAAAAGCACGUUACCGUCACGUACGUUUAAAAUUUGCUCGUGAACAUCAAUACUGGUCCGAUAAUGAUUGGAAAUGUGUGGUAUUCUUUGAUGAAUCUCAUUUUGAGGUAUUGAAUCGAAAAAAUCGAUCAUUUGUUCGUCGUCUUCGAUCUGAGCAAGAUAAACCGUUCAACUUUCGUGCUUGUGUACAAGGAGGAGGGAGCUGCGUCUCUGUCUGGAGGUGUAUGACGGCUGAAGGUAUCGGUACAUUGGUCGUAGACAAGGGGCAAGUGAAUGGAAAAAAGUAUAUCGACAUGUUGAUUCUAAGUUUGCCAUCGUUUAUCAAAAAACGAUUUAAACCUGAUCAAAAAUGGUACUUCAUGCAAGAUAAUGCCCGGUGCCACAGGUGCAAAUUUAGUAAACAAUGA